Messenger RNA from Strongylocentrotus purpuratus (purple sea urchin), 2293 nucleotides. It is a transcript of the gene polr2i, whose product is annotated as DNA-directed RNA polymerase II subunit RPB9. Gene Ontology annotation, cellular component: RNA polymerase II, core complex. Gene Ontology annotation, biological process: DNA-templated transcription; maintenance of transcriptional fidelity during transcription elongation by RNA polymerase II; transcription initiation at RNA polymerase II promoter. Lineage: Eukaryota; Metazoa; Echinodermata; Echinoidea; Camarodonta; Strongylocentrotidae. The record is from RefSeq and is a predicted model, not a curated record. Gene Ontology annotation, molecular function: nucleic acid binding; DNA-directed RNA polymerase activity; zinc ion binding.
CAUAGAAGGUAUUGAUUCUUUAUCGAAAAGCCGAACGACACCGUCGUUAUACUUUAACUCAAAAUUGACAAUAACAGCAAGAAAUCAUGGAACUGAGUCAGCCAGAGCAACCACCCAAGCGAGGACCUGGAUUUGUAGGCAUUAGAUUUUGCCAAGAGUGCAACAACAUGUUGUACCAAGAAGACAAGGAAAACAGGAUAUUACUUUAUGCUUGCAGAAAUUGUGACUAUCAACAAGAAGCUGAUAAUGCCUGUGUCUACGUCAAUAAAAUCACCCAUGAAGUAGAUGAGCUGACACAGAUUGUAGCAGAAGUGGUUGCUGAUCCUACCCUACCGAGAACAGAAGAUCAUCCAUGUGAGAUGUGUGGUCAUAGAGAAUCUGUCUUCUUUCAGUCACAAGCAAACAGAUUAGAGGAGGGAAUGCGAUUGUAUUACGUGUGUACAGCUCCAAACUGUGGUCAUCGAUGGACAGAAUGAUGGCAUUGAUUGCACUCAUUUUUUUUUAAUAUACAUUUUUACUAUGCCAUUUUUGUAAAUAUAAUGUACAUACGCAUAUGUGUUGGAUGUAUUUUGGAUCAUUGAAAACUGUGAGAGGGGAUAACGAACCGAGACCCAAGGGGCGAGGGAUAUGGGAAGCAAGAAUUAGGUAAAACCUUAUCGUAAAUAGAAUAUUCUCACGAAAAGAUUGAUUUUGGAGAGAAAUAUAAUUUUUUGUUGCUCUACUGAUGAUGUUUAACGAACAAUUUGAAUGUCACAAUGCUAUUUGGUGGAGUUCUGGUGGCUGUCAUGCUUAAAAGCCUUUGAUUUGAAUAUUUCACAUACCCUAGGUAUUACUUUCCUCAGGUUGUGUGUAUGAGUGAAAUGUCCGGGUGAUGGGAUUCAAAUGACUGUCUUUAAGUCUACAAUAUCUGUAUAAAUAUUCAAGGUGGUUUCAGAUACAUCUGUAAACAUUUUUCUGUGUCGUUGGUAGAAUAAACUGUAGGUCUACAAACCAUUUUAUCAUGUUUCAAUAAUAAAUCAAGAUUACUAUCUGAGCAGUAAAGUGAAAGUAAUUUAUGAACAUCAGAACCUUCAAAUAUCUGGUCUAACAAAGUAUACAUUUAACAACUAAAUUAUUCAUACCCUUACUCUUUAUUUCAAUUUUAACUGAAAAAAGUGAAUUUUCCAGAUGUAUGUUUCUUGAAAAUGUGACUUAUUAAAGUUUACAUCUAAGAGUAUUCAACAAAAACCCUAAUUUAACCAGUCCACUUUUCAUUCUUGACUUACAUUAAUCACAAAAACAUCAAAUUUACAAGGGGUAUGAAUAAUUUAGUUGCUAACUGUAGAUCUAUACAAUAUACAGUUGUUACCAACUUUGGCAUGCACUUAGUUCUUGAUGUAACGUAGAAGAAUGUAAUUUUUUUUUUUAUUUUAAAAUACAUUUUUUAAUUGAAAUUAAUGCUAAUUAAUUGUGAAAAUAUAAGUUUCAUGUACUAAAAAAAAUAAUGUGUUGAUCUCCCAUUUGUGAAAUACAUGUAUGUGAAAGGAAAUGUGUAGCAUCACAUUGGAUUCCCUCAAACCUCAUGCAAUUUUACACAUGAACAAAUACUAAUAUGCCAUUUUUUAUGGACAUGUGACCUUUAAGUGUUAAUGUGCAUAACACCAUAGCCGCCAAACAUAUUUUCUUUUUAGGGUCCAGGUUCAGACCUCUACCUCAAGAAUACUAGCCAUCAGUGUUCUCAAUUGAAGCAUUUGUGACAAUCAAAAUGAAGGUAGUGAAAUUCCAAAAUAUACUGUUAUAAAACUUGGGUGAUUUUAUUUCAAUUCAAGCAUGGAGCAUCAAGGAUACAUUUAGUACAUCUGACAUGUCAAUAAAAUGUGAAAGAAGCAGCAUUACUUGGCUACAAUAGUUUACCUGGUUGUGUACAGCUAGUAACUCUAUGUUUACUCUUACAUGUAUUUCAAACAUGCAAACAUAAAAUUGCUUAUAACAGACCAGUUUAGUAAUAUACUCAAUGUUCAGAUAUUUUCUCCAAUGACUUCUUAUCACCUUUAAUUAGUUGUUGCUAUGUGAAUGAACCUCUUACAAUCAUUGUCAAGAGGACACUUUGUUAAGUAUACCUGCAGUGUAAAUAGUAAACUGGUCUAUUUAUGGGAAAUGGAAGCUAAAAAAAUAAAAACAUCCAUUUAAGAAUUCAUGAUAUGGACCCGUAUGUACAGUGUCAAAACUUGUAAAAUACAUGUAUCUUUAUUGUCAGUGAAUUACAAUGCUUUUUUUAUGUAAUACAAUAAAAAAUGUAAUAAUACAUACAAAA